Molecule: messenger RNA, 6025 nt
Organism: Temnothorax curvispinosus
Lineage: Eukaryota; Metazoa; Arthropoda; Insecta; Hymenoptera; Formicidae
Product: B-box type zinc finger protein ncl-1-like
Exons: 9
Coding region: 1060-3999 (979 amino acids)
Biological process (GO): positive regulation of DNA-templated transcription
Cellular component (GO): nucleoplasm; chromatin
Molecular function (GO): ubiquitin-protein transferase activity; zinc ion binding; protein binding
Source: RefSeq, a predicted model, not a curated record
CUCUCCCGCAUCGAGGGGAUGAGCUCUUCUCGGUUCGAAUGAUUUAUUCGUUUGUUCCACGUAUGAAGAACUGCGAAAUACUCGGCGGCCGAGGCGUCGAUAACGAGACCGAGCUACAGCCGUCGUCGCCGAACGUGAAGGGGAGGCCCCGCGCGCAUCGCACGCAUCACGGCACGCAUCCCCGACGCUAAUGUACGCGAGCGUUCUCGCGAUACGCGAGCUGCGGCGUUGAGCGCGCCGAACCGAGUCGGGAGGAUAUUCCAAGUGUGCUUUUACGCGGACACGAGGGAGGACGAGAAGGAAGGAAAGAGGAUCGACUUGCGCGGCGGACGGCCGAGCGAAUGUAAAUAAACCGCGCGAUCUCGGUAAGCCGACAGAGCAGUACGAGGCCCACCGCGAAUCGUCCCGUGGCCGAGGCGCGUUAUCGAGAUAAGGACGUGCGCGAUAUAUAUAUAUACAUAUACACGUAUAUAUCGACGCCGACAAACCGUUAGUCCCGCGCGCGCACGCAUACACACGACACACGCAGAGCAGCGCGCGCGCGUGUGCGGGCGAUCGUUCGAGUCGUUCGUUCUUACACGGAUCGAGAUCGGGGCUCGCGAGGAACGAGGGAUUCUCUCCUUUUUUCUCCUUUUCUUCCGGAGUGCGCGCGCACGUACGUACGUACAGGCACGCGUCCCCGCGUGCAUCUCGUAGUGCGCGACGAGGAUCCCACAGCCAGCCUGGGCGCGAUCCUCGGUCCUCGUGUUUUGUUUCUCGCGCGGACGAGCGUGCGAGCGUUGCCGACAGUACGAUGUUUCGAGCGUCGCGCGCUUCGUGAGGAUUCAAGAAUCUUCGUCUCCCUCAUCCGUUCGUCUCGACUGGAGAGGCUCGAAGAGGAGGCGGAAGGAUAAUCGGGGAAGCGAGAAGAGUCGUCCCCGAGGAACGAUCCGACGGACCCCGCAGGCGAGUGAGAGAUAAAAAGCACGGUCGGAGAACGUCGAGGACAUCACUCUCCUCCCUUUUCCUCUCUCUCCCGCCUUGUGAAUCGCGCGCGGACGCCAUCGCGGGAUUCGCGGGAUGGCAUCGUCCACGGUGGCCGUUCCGUCCGGAGCCACCUCGGUGCCGACGGUCGCGAAUGGCAGCGGCAGCGUCGGCGGCGGCGGUGGUGGUGGCGGUGGAGGCAGCAGUGCCAGCAGCUGCAGCAACGGUGGCAUCGUCGUCACCCCGUCUGGCACCGAGGAGAUCGACGGCGGCGAUAUAUUCGGCGAUCGAGGUAACGUCAACUCCGUCGGCGGCUACACCAACGGCGGGAAUCCCGGCGAUGCCCUGGAGGAGAUGGCGUGCGGCAACGGGGAGGCCAGCAAUCAGGGCUGCGCCCUCUGCAUGAGCAAGCUGUGCUCGCCCAGGGUCCUCUCCUGCCUGCACGUGUUCUGCGAGGCCUGUCUGGACAAGCUGCUGAUGGACGAGGCCGGGGACUCCAAAGUGGGCUCGGUCAUAAGCUGUCCCGUAUGCCGUCAAGACACUUCCGUUAGUUCUAAGGGCGCCGCGUCGCUCACGUGCGACUAUGUUCUCACCAAUAUAUUGGAUAUGUCCGCGAUCGAGAACAUGGCAGUACUCUGUACCUCCUGCAAGGCCAAAGAGAGCGCGGUGGCGCGUUGCUCGGAUUGCGCCAAUUUCCUGUGCCCAAACUGCAACACGGCGCAUCAGUUCAUGCGCUGCUUCGAGCAUCACAAAGUAGUUGCCUUUGAAGAUUUGAAGCAAUCCAACGAAGCUAUCCCGAUACACAAACCGAUAUUUUGCGAGUGUCAUCCUGCUGAGAAUAUGAAGUUCUACUGUCACACGUGCCAGGAACCUAUUUGCAAUGAGUGUCUGCUUGUGGAACACAAAGCACCGGAGCAUCAAUACGAACGACUGACGGAUGCGGAACCACGGCAGAAGGAGGAAAUAAUUAACCUGAUGACUGAAAGUAAAUCAAAAAUUGCUGAAUGCGAUCAGGUUACGGUACAACUGGAAAAUGCGCUUAGCGAGCUGCAAGUACAACAUGAUCAAGCAAAAGAUUUAAUUAUGGAGACUUUUCAAAGUUACAAGGCCAUACUAGAGAAAUGUAAAGACAAUGCGUUAUCCGACCUUGAGAAAUUGCAUUCAAACAGAGAACUCGAAAUCAUGGAUGCUUUUCAUGGUGUUGAGAAGACCGCAGAAAAAAUAGAAGAUGCUUGUCGUUUUACUUCGAGACUGCUGGAACACGGCGAUGCAGUGGAAAUCUUAGCACUUCGGCGUAUUGUAGGAGCGCAACUGAUGAAUUUAAUAAAAAAUACACCAAAACGCAAUGUAACAUUCUCUAUCGAAUUUCAAACCGACUAUGAUCAAUUUGAGAAAACUAUGAAGGAGGUAUUUGGAAAAUUUCGCACUGAAAGUACGCUAGAAGUGAAAGCUCAACCUGAACCAAUCUCAACGGUAUCAGGUGUCUCUACAAAUCAGCAAAUAGUUCAUACCACCUCAAUGGGUUGUCCAAGUUCUAUCAGCACAAGCUCUCCCAUUUCACUUCCCACGUCGAUGCAAUCCUCCUUUGAAGGUGAACCUUCAUUCAUUAUUCCACCGACCUCAAGUCCUCAAAAUAUCCCACCUCCUCCACCACCUGUACCUAUUCCACCAGGUUCGGUUCCUAUCCACGGAUUGACUAGCAUUCAAGAGUACAAUCUACAACAGCUGGCCAGUUUAGCGGAGAAGGUAGAGAUGGUGGGCGAUACUGGUGUAGUUGGACCUAGCUCGAAUCCUAGUCCAACUCCGUCCUUCACUUUGGCAGAUUUAUUUGCUGGAGACCUAAGUUCUACGAGCCAUGCCAUUAAUAAUUUGCAAGCUCUUGCAAAAUUAGGAAAUACUCUUGGCAAUCAAGAUCUGGGAAAUACCACCAUUAAUGGUGGUGGCGGACUAGUAUUGGGACGUGGACCUUCACCAGCCAUUGUAGAUAACCCAAACCUAGGUCCUUUGGCUGCAAAUAGUCUAUUAAAUGGAGGAUUUCAAUCAUUAUCCUCUUCUACUUCGCCGAUACUUUCACAGGGUGCUGAUGACUUAAUAGGUGAUUCUAUGCAUAAUAUGCCUGUAGUAGUAGGAAAUACCGUUGCCAAUCACGUAACCGGAUCAGGAACAGGGAAUUAUCCUGGUCAUCCAAGAACCCAGAAUACAAAAUUAACGCCUAUGCAUAUCCGAAGCAAGUUUGGACAAUUAGGACCCAGUAAAGGGCAAUUUAAUUCGCCUCAUGGAUUCUGUCUGGGAACUGAUGAAGAUAUUAUCGUCGCGGAUACAAAUAAUCAUAGAAUUCAGAUUUUUGAUAAGACUGGUACUUUCAAAUUUCAAUUCGGUGUUCCUGGUAAAGAAGAGGGACAAUUAUGGUACCCCAGGAAAGUAGCCGUUAUGAGAAAUAAUGGCAAAUUUGUUGUGUGCGAUCGUGGAAAUGAACGAUCCCGAAUGCAGAUAUUUACGAAGAAUGGUCACUUUAUAAAGAAGAUCGCUAUUCGUUACAUCGAUAUCGUAGCUGGCCUAGCUGUUACCAGCCAAGGUCAUAUUGUGGCUGUUGACAGUGUGUCGCCAACUGUGUUCGUAAUCAGUGAUACAGGAGACCUUUUGAGGUGGUUUGAUUGUAGUGACUAUAUGAGAGAACCAAGUGAUAUUGCUAUCAGUGGCAAAGAAUAUUUUGUUUGCGACUUCAAAGGACAUUGUGUUGUGGUGUUCAACGAAGAGGGUAAAUUCCUGCGUCGCAUUGGCUGUGAGAAUGUAACAAACUUCCCGAACGGGAUUGAUAUUAGCGAUGCAGGAGAUGUAUUAAUUGGAGAUUCACAUGGUAAUCGUUUCCAUGUAGCUGUCUUCUCCAGAGCGGGCUCCUUAAUAUCAGAAUUUGAAUGUCCAUAUGUAAAGGUGUCUCGAUGUUGUGGCUUGAAGAUAACUUCGGAAGGAUAUAUUGUAACACUGGCCAAAAACAACCACCAUGUCCUUGUAUUAAACACUCUUUAUAUAUUGUGAAGUGGCAUCAGACGAGUAAGUAUGUUAUAAACUUCCUCCUGCAAGUGGAAACUUCUUUGGAAACUGCUCUCAACGAAAGGUGGGAAAGGCAUGCCCAAGGCAUUACGUUCGAAUAUUGGGCCUAUUGAAGCAAUAGAAACAAGUGCAGCAUGCAGCUUUAAUAGUUGUAAAAAUAUAAUGCGUCCCCGUUUUAUGAAAGUAACAAUGUUGAAAACAAAAAAAAAAGCAGAAAGGUAACGUACGUCUCCGACCAAACAGUAUAAUAGUAACUUAGCAAUUUGCAUUUUGGUAAACUGCCAAAGUAAAUUAAAUUAACUAAGUGGAACCAGUUAUAUAAAAAAAAGAGAGAAGCAGUAAGCUAUAUCAACCAGUAAGCAACCAACCAGCCAGUUGGAUCGCUUGUAGUAGAGAAAGCAAUUUAUAAUGGCCUUCCGUCAAAAUUGGUUGUUGUACAUCAUUUUUGACAUGUCAGUAUUUUAAGUAUGUUUAUAAAUCAAAUUAUUCUAGUCUCCGACGAGCACUUUCUAUACACUGGUUUUUCGAUUCGUGCUCGGAACAAGACGUUCUCGUCCUGAUUUUUUAUUAAUCAAGGAUGUUUGUCUUCUUAGUCCUAACUGAUGCUUCAAGAUGCAUAUAAGUGCACAGAUUACGUUUAAAAAGUUUUCCUUUAAGAGAGCUUCUAAGUAACUAAUAAAUUCAGCAGGAUAAAUUUCACGAUGAAAGGAUCAAAAUUUUUCGCUUAAUAGGAAAAAAAGACAAAAAAAAAAGAACGUUGCAUGCUGCGAGGUAGUUGGUAGUACUUCCUGCUCUUAUCAUAUCGUAUUUCUAAAGAAGAGAAUGAAAAACAAUACUCCUCAUUGCAGCAGGCACGAAGCUUAACGAGAGCUAUGUUCCUGAUUUCUUUCUGCGCGUUUGAAAAUGAUAGUUGAGAACAUAAAUAUAAAAACAACGUUAAUGUGCAAGGAAUAGAUUAUGGUAUGUUGAAAAUCAAACAUUUAAUAUCUUAUAUAAAAAGUGUCGUACAGAAAAGGUACUUUGAGCGUAAAAAAAAAAGUGAAAUAAUUAUUUACACUUAUGAGACAAACGAGUAGAUCCCAUUUGUGCAUUGUUAAAAUUAGACGAGACACAUAAUGGUUACAAUAUUUACUCAGGAUGCUUUAUUAUGGUCCACCAUAUGAAUAUGAUAUAUAUGCGUGUGUGAAUUAUUGGUUCGUGGUGCUAGUGAAUAAUGUAUCCAUACCAUGUAAAUGUAUUUGUUAUAAAAUUACAGAAAUCGUUCCCGCGCAUUUUUUACAAUGCAGGGGAGCGAUUUUGUGUAAUAUAUUAUAUAAGAUUCGUAAGUACAUAAUAUAUAUAUACCACCGGUAUAUCAUAUAGGGACGAUACUUUAUCUAUGUAAAAAAAAAAAAGGAAAUAACGUACAGUUUGCUAAACAACCUCUAUUUAUGUAUAUAUUAACAUGAUACAUGAAAAAGGAAAAAACCACAUAAGACACAUACAUAUAUAGAAAUACACAUAUUUUUUAGGGUUGUUUACAUGAUCAGCCUUAAGAUUUGAUUGAACUAAAAUGCAAUGUGUAUACAACAUAUACAUCGGAUAUUUGGCAGAUUGCUACACUGUGUUACCUUACAUUAUCUACAAACGUUUAAUUAUAAAUCUAUCUUGCCAUACCAAAUGCUAGGUAGCACAUCCAUAUAUACAUAUAAUAUAUAUAUAUACACAGCAUAUAUAUAUAUAUAUAUAUUUAUUUAUACUUGACUAGCUUUAUCAAAUUCGUUUGCAUACAGGAAAAUUAUAUCGAUAAUGUCUGGUUUCAUUACUCGUGUGAAGCAAGUGAAAACAAUUUAGACGAAACGAGAAACGCAAAAAGUGGGACAGUACUAGGAGGCUAUUUUAAAGUUCGCGCAUAACAUCGGCAUUUGUAGUAAAUUGCACGAAGCCUACAUACAUACACCUAAGCUAAUCAGUCGUACUCAUCUCUCGUAUAACGUUAGAAGUUUUAAUUUUAUAUAUAAAAAGAAAAAAA